This is a messenger RNA of Fomitopsis serialis, 667 nucleotides long. RefSeq lists its product as uncharacterized. The transcript has 3 exons. Lineage: Eukaryota; Fungi; Basidiomycota; Agaricomycetes; Polyporales; Fomitopsidaceae. Gene Ontology annotation, molecular function: calcium ion binding; enzyme regulator activity. Bases 193 to 456 code for a protein of 87 amino acids. The record is from RefSeq and is a predicted model, not a curated record.
GUGCUACCUCAACUCUACCGUCUCGCUUUCAUGUUUUAAGUCUGCACGGAACGCAACGGCGGAGACUCGGACGCGCAUUCAGGAAUGAUUUCAACCAGACCCACCCUCUCGUCAACGAGUAUGUUGGACGGCGCGUUGACGAGCGUGUCGUGGCGCAUUGACCAGUAGAAGUAUGUCAGUGGGUUUGAAAGGAUGCGCUCGCUCGGGCGGAACCUGACGGAGGCGGAACUGCAAGACACGAUCAACAAGGUCGACGUAGACGGGAACAGCACGAUUGACUUCCCCGAGUCCCUCGCGAUGAUGGCGCACAGAUGCGUGGCACGGGACAGCGAGGAGAUUAAGGAGGUGCUCAGGGUCUUCGACCAGGACGGCAAUGGCUACAUCUUCACCGCGGAGCUCAGGCACGUCAUGAUGAACCUCGGCGAGAGCUGUCGGUCAACGAGGUCAAUCAGAUGAUCCGCGAAGCGGAUGUCAAUGGCAAUGGUCAUAUCAAACUACGAUGGUGUGUCUUUGCUGUUCGACGCUUUGUUGCUUUUCAAAAUCCGUGCCAUCCUCCUGUCCCGCGCAAAGGUCGUGAGGGUAUGCUCACUACCUCAUCAUCUACGCUGCCAUCAUGCUGAUCUGUCUCGCGGAUGAUGCUCUCCAAGUAAAGACAUGUACGACUAGU